AUGGCCGGCCGCCUCGCCGGCGCCUCCUCUCCCCUCCCCCGGGCGCUCCUCCUCCUCGCCACAGUAGCCCUCCUCUCUAUAUCCUUCCUCUUCCUCCGCUCGCUCCGCCCCGCCGCGGCCCCCUCCCUCUCCGUCGAUGAACCCCGCCGCCUCCGGCCCUUCUCAUCCUCCACGCCGGUGGCGCCGCGCCCGUCCGUGUACUACUCCCCCGAGGCAUUCGCGGCGGGUUACGCGGAUAUGGAGCGGAGCUUCAAGGUAUACAUCUACCCGGACGGUGACCCCAAGACCUUCUACCAGACGCCGCGGAAGCUCACCGGCAAGUACGCCAGCGAGGGAUACUUCUUCCAGAACAUCCGGGAGAGCCGCUUUCGCACCCAAGACCCCGACAGUGCCGAUCUCUUCUUCGUCCCCAUCUCGCCCCACAAGAUGCGCGGCAAGGGUACUUCGUAUGAAAAUAUGACAAUGAUAGCUAAGGAUUAUGUUGAAGGCUUGAUAAACAAGUACCCUUACUGGAACCGGACGCUAGGAGCGGACCACUUCUUUGUCACAUGCCAUGACGUAGGCGUGAGGGCGUUCGAAGGACUUCCAUUCAUGGUGAAGAACUCUAUUAGAGUUGUCUGCUCACCAAGCUAUAAUGUUGACUUUAUACCUCAUAAGGAUGUUGCUCUGCCUCAAGUAUUACAGCCAUUUGCUCUACCCGAAGGAGGGAAUGACAUUGAAAACAGGACAAAUCUUGGAUUUUGGGCUGGCCAUCGCAAUUCAAAAAUAAGAGUUAUUUUAGCACGAGUCUGGGAGAAUGAUACAGAGCUUGCUAUCAGCAAUAAUCGGAUUAAUAGAGCUAUUGGAGAGCUAGUUUAUCAGAAGCAGUUCUACCGUACUAAGUUCUGUAUCUGUCCUGGUGGCUCUCAAGUUAACAGUGCUCGUAUAUCUGAUUCAAUACACUAUGGUUGUGUGCCUGUUAUUUUGUCAGACUACUAUGAUCUGCCUUUCAAUGAUGUUCUUGACUGGAGAAAGUUUGCGGUUGUACUUAAGGAGCGCGAUGUAUAUGAACUGAAGAGUAUCCUAAAAUCUAUAUCACAGGAAGAGUUUGUUGCAUUGCACAAAUCUCUAGUUCAGGUUCAGAAACACUUUGUAUGGCACUCACCUCCUGUUCCUUAUGAUGCAUUCCACAUGGUUAUGUAUGAGCUGUGGCUGCGGCACCAUGUGAUCAAGUACUAACUCAAGGCUUACACAGCCGCUGUUUGCAACAUAAUGGGCUGAUCCUUAAGAGCGAUCUGACAGAUCUACCUGCUGGUGCUAUACCAAGUAUUGCUUCUGUUCUUGGCUCAGCUGCUGGAUGGGUCAUUCAACACAAGGUGCAACGGAAAAAUUGACAUAGAAAAGUAGGCCAUCAUCAAUAUGGCAAAACCGAUGUUCCAGUUAUUUGAUUCAUUGGGUCAUGCUUUCAAGAUUAGCUGUCUGUAGCAUUACUAGUUUGCUUUUUGGUAUACUGAAUUUUCACUGAUCUGCUUGAGUGACCGCAUAUGCUUUCUCAUACAAUUUUGCACCUACUCUUGUAAAGUAAUGUACGUUAGUACUGAUGAUAUUGUAAGCAUCCAAAGAUAUACUCUGUAUCAGAUUGACAUGCUCUCUACCUUUUCCUCCUGUGAGGACGGUCCAAUUGCUUUACUCUUGUAAAA
This is a messenger RNA of Lolium rigidum, 1679 nucleotides long. Its product is annotated as probable glycosyltransferase At5g03795. Gene Ontology annotation, molecular function: glycosyltransferase activity. The transcript has 5 exons. The record is from RefSeq and is a predicted model, not a curated record. NCBI's taxonomy places the organism in Eukaryota, Viridiplantae, Streptophyta, Magnoliopsida, Poales, Poaceae. The coding region runs from base 1 to 1218 and encodes 405 amino acids.